GAUUGGUAAUUAAGAAUACAAGACAAAGAAAUUAUGGCAGAUCGAGGGAGCAAAGCGCCAUCUCAACCAUCCAAGGAUGAGAAAAAGAUCUAUAUCGACGGAACAAAGCUGUUUGAGGCAGUGAAGGUCCAUCAAAAAGCACUGGACGAUCUGGUGAGAGUGAACUCGCUCUUCACCGUUGCGGUCUUUGUGGGCCUGGCGUUCGCGAGCCCUGAACAACAUAACAUAGAGCGCAAAAAGGAGUGUGAAGCUGGAGUUCAUGUGGCGAGGAGGCUUGUCGAGUACGAAGUGAUUUCGUUCGCCUUUUAUCUCUUUUCCAGCCUCGUGGCCAAAUCCCUCAAGACCCACCUCUUCAGCUACCUCCUCUCCCCGGUCACUUACGACGAAAUCAAUGGCGCAUUGAGCAAGGUGCUGAGAGGGUCCUUGUUCGUUCUCUCCGCAUUGACCUCCAUCAUUGGCAGUGUGUUCCUCUUGUGCUCCAUGAUCGACACCAUUCAGCUCCAGCUCGGGAAGGUCUCUUGCAAAGGUAUCCAGACAUUAAAUUCUGUGGCUGUCCUGAUCGGGGUCAACAUCUUCGCGUUGCUCAUCUACAUACCAUAUACUGCACAUGCCAUCAUCAAAUCCACAACGGUCUUUGAUAUCCUACUUCCAGCCAAUUGUCCCAAAUGCAAUCGUCUUCUCCGCAAAACUACUUGCUGUCAAAAAUGAUCUUCGAGAACCUACUUCCCGGAACAAAGAUCCCCCUUCUGAAGCAUCGAGCAAAAGAUCUUCAGGUGCAAAGAUCUAAAUAUGAUGCUGUUUCAGUACUCAUUUAAGUUCUUACAUAGAACUGGGAGAUGAGUGUAGGCUUCUCUUUGCUUUCUGGGAUGUGAGUCAAUAUAUGUAUUUGUGUUUAUUAGUCAGCUUCUCUGCGUCUACAGUUUCUGCAAUAAUAAGAAGGAGAUGCAGAACCACUCUUGUCA
Eucalyptus grandis is the source of this 962-nucleotide messenger RNA. RefSeq lists its product as uncharacterized. The transcript has 2 exons. The record is from RefSeq and is a predicted model, not a curated record. Lineage: Eukaryota; Viridiplantae; Streptophyta; Magnoliopsida; Myrtales; Myrtaceae. Bases 34 to 708 code for a protein of 224 amino acids.